Messenger RNA from Umbelopsis ramanniana AG, 2782 nucleotides. RefSeq lists its product as uncharacterized. The record is from RefSeq and is a predicted model, not a curated record. The transcript has 10 exons. NCBI's taxonomy places the organism in Eukaryota, Fungi, Mucoromycota, Umbelopsidomycetes, Umbelopsidales, Umbelopsidaceae. The coding region runs from base 18 to 2507 and encodes 829 amino acids.
GGCUUCAUUAUUAUCCUAUGGUAAAGGCUUUCAACUCUUGGAUAGUACUACUCGGUACUUUCACUGCUACUGUGUCUGCAGUUGCACAAUAUGCCAGUACUAUAAGGGCUCCUGCGUACCCCUUAGCAGUACGACAGCCCUAUGUGUCGACCUGGCUUGAAGCUAACAAUUUACCUGGCAGUUGGCCAACAUUUUGGACUGGAAAGACCAAGGGAUGGGAGGGUAUUGUCAGAGUUGAUGGAACAUCUUAUGAAAUACUUGGAGCUGCUUCAACCAAUGCAAAUAUCACUGGGCUAAAAUCAGCAACUCAAAAAUCGGUGACAACAACGCCUACUCAAACCAUUUUCACCUUAGCAGCAGGUCCUGUCAACGUUGUUGUUACUUUUCUGUCUCCCGUGGAAUACAAUGAUCUCCAGCGCCAAUCCAUUCCUCUGUCGUACAUGCUUAUUAGCGUCGCCUCUAAUGACGGCAACUCUCAUUCUGUUCAAGUCUACAGUGACAUCUCCGGUGAAUGGGCAUCUAACGACGUAACUCAGGCUAUCCAGUGGGCCCUUACCGGCGACGGAAGUGUCAACAUAUGGACUUCUCAGCUACAGACUCAGACUCAGUUUGCAGAAAACUCGGACUAUCCUACUUGGGGUCAGGCUGUGUUCGCUGCAUCCACCUCUGCAAAGUACGCUUCGGGACAAGACACUACAAUCAGGAACAGUUUCAUAUCUAGCGGCUCAUUGGGCAACACAAACGACGGCUCCUUCCGAUGCGUUCAGUGCAACUGGCCCGUAUUUGCCUUCUCUUAUAAUGUGGGUACUGUUACCUCCACUGCUUCCGCUCCUGUGGAGUUUGUAAUUGGCCAUGUUCGACCCCAAAAUAUCCAAUUUGAUGGAUCAGCGAUGAAUGCUUACUGGAAGAACUACUGGACUAAUGCCAACGAUAUGGUCAACUUUUUCUAUGGUGAUUUGUCAAACGCACAGACAACUGCCAAUUCUGUUGACACCAAAAUCUUAACUGAUGCAUAUAACAAUGGCGGACAGAGUCAUGCAGAUAUUGUAGCGUUCAGUUUGCGCCAAGCUUUCGGUGGAACAGAGCUAUCCGGUUCGACGAGUGACCCUUAUGCCUUCCUCAAAGAAAUAUCUAGCGAUGGAAACGUGAACACUGUCGAUGUCACUUACCCUGCAACUCCCAUGUUCUACUACCUGAGCCCUGUUUACUUGACUUAUUUGCUUAAGCCUAUUUUCUAUCAAUGUGAGAAUGGGUACUGGUCAAAGCCAUUUGCUGAACACGACGCUGGAUCAAGCUACCCAGUAGCCAGUGGCCAUGCUAACGGCCAAGAAGAGGAUAUGCCUAUUGAGGAGUCAGCAAACGUGAUCUUGAUGGUAGCGAAUUAUAUACUUAACCCAUCAACGGCUUCAAGCGACGCUGUUGCAUAUGCCAAUCAGCACUACAGCAUCCUUUCCACCUGGGCAACAUACCUUUACCAAAACACCUUACAACCAACGAACCAACUCACUACGGAUGAUUUCACUGGAACCACCACUCUCAACUCUGGCCUCGCGCUGAAAGGCAUUCUCGCCAUGGGCGCCUUCUCCAACAUCGCAAAACUUACUGGUCACACGAAUGAUUCUUCGGUCUAUUCAACAGCGGCGCAAGCUUACAUGACCCAAUGGAUUGAUCUUUCACAAAGCGCUGAUAAGUCACAUUUGAUGUUGGAAUACAUCAGCGAUGGUUAUGAAUUCAAGUACAAUGCCUUGCAAGACCGCGUCCUCAAGCUUGGCCUCAUUCCUACCAGCAUCUAUACUGAAGAAGCCAACUAUUACCUUACAAAGGAAACCACUUAUGGAAUUCCAUUUGUUUCCACGCAUACAUACACCAAGUCUGAUUGGGAAAUGUGGACUGCAGCUGCUUUCGGACCGGCUAAUCCCACCCUCUCCAGCCACAUCAUUGCUGACAUUAGCAAAUAUCUGCAAAACACUGCAAGUCGAGUACCCUUUUCCGAUUGGUAUGAUUGCAGUACGGCUGCAAGCGCUGGCUUCCUCGCAAGACCUGUUGUUGGCGGACACUUUGCUAUACUUGCUGCGGCAAAGUCAGGUUCGGGCACUGGCACCAUUUCUACUCCAGGUACUCCUUUUAAGGCCGGAACAUAUACUGUAAAGGUUGGUGGCGGCCGGUCUGGCUGUAAUCAGUAUUUGAGCAGUGCAUCCUGCGGCAGUGACCUUGUCGAUUUCUACGGCUCUGAUGACGGGAGUGGAAGACAGAGAUGGACAUUUGGCCUUGUUUCUGGGCAAACCAACGUAUACACAAUCCAAGUUUCUGGCGGUCGAUCUGGCUGCAACACCUAUUUGAGCUCUGCAUCCUGCGGUAGUGACCUUGUUGACCUCUAUGGUUCUGAUGACGGUUCUGGUAGACAAAGAUGGCUAGCUGUCCCUGUGCCAGGUACAACGAACCAAUAUAACUUCAUGGUCUCCGGCGGAAGAGCAACUUGCGACUUAUAUCUUAGUGGACAUGAUUAGCAUUCAUAUUUUUAAAUUAAAUGAAACUUCUUAUUAGCAGGCACGAUUUUGUGCUCUGCAAUGCUGCUUUCGAUCGAUGCAUGAAGACGGCUAUCCAUAUUAUCACGUUAUUGUGGCCUCGAAUCGCUACCUACAUUUGAAUUUCGACACUUGGUUGUCAUACUUGGCAACAGAAAAAUACGCAAGUUGGGGCUUUGCGUAACAGUUCUGUUCUUGUCCAUUGUUCGAAGGUAUAAAUUCAAUACGCAAGGUAAUACCACCAUCCUUUGUAGUGG